Botrytis fragariae is the source of this 3660-nucleotide messenger RNA. RefSeq lists its product as uncharacterized. The transcript has 16 exons. The record is from RefSeq and is a predicted model, not a curated record. Bases 1 to 3660 code for a protein of 1219 amino acids. NCBI's taxonomy places the organism in Eukaryota, Fungi, Ascomycota, Leotiomycetes, Helotiales, Sclerotiniaceae.
AUGACUUCUUCCAAUUCACCAAAUCUCCUCUCUCCACGUAAGAUUCUACCGCUUCCUAGUAGAUCACGAAACAGACAGACGUCAAAAAGCAGGCAAAGUUCGGACCCCAGAUCUUCCUCUAGUGGUGAGGUGGACGAACAUGCUGCAACACCAGAGUGUUCAGAAGAUGAGCCCACAGCUGCAGGCCAUCGGAUUGAAAGAAGCAACAGCCCAAAAUCGCAAGUUGGUCCCGUAUCUGACACAACCCUAUUUGCAUCAAGAGUUCGUAAAGAGAGCGCUGUAAUUCCCAAAACUUUGGAGAGAGAACAAAGCCAAGAUACACCAACUCGAAACGCAAAUUUAAAGCCCGUUGCGACACCAGAUCAUGAAUUACCCCAGCCUCUACAUACACUAGUAACAGAAGAAAAAAUCACAAUCAGCAAUGGCUCAGAAAAUCUCCCUGAAGUCGUGGAAGAUUCUCACUAUAGAUUUUCCUCUGAUGGCAUUGAAGUGCGGGGUACUAGUCCGCAAAUCAGCCACUCCCGAAGAUCGUCCGAAGGUACAUCUGCUGAUAGCGAAUCAUCAACCGAAGACGCAAAAUACACGGUUGAAGACGAAGAGGCACCAGUCGAACCCUAUUUCACCAAAGAAUUUCAGUCCAUUCUUGGAAGAAGCUAUGAUAUUGCAAUUCAAGUGGCCGAUGAACUGGAAAAACUAGAGAAAGUCUUUGGAGGAGAUGUAAAUUUUCGAAGACUAUUGAAUGAUUCAAAAGGACUGAGCAAACGCGAUAUAUCGAGUACUAGGACCAUUGCUAUACUAGGUGCAUCAGGGGAGGGAAAGAGUAGUCUGAUCAACUCGCUUCUACAUAUGACAGAGCUAGCUAGGACUAGUGAUGAAGGUUCUGCUUGUACUUCCGUUGUCACAGAGUACAGGCAAAAGAAAAAUAGCACCCUCGAACCGUUUUCAAUCGAGGUAGAGUAUCUUUCCACUCCAGAGCGUCAAGAGAUGGUAGAAGAGUUGCUGUGGAGUUAUCGACAGCUAUUUUUCCCAGAUUCAGAUAAUGAAGGCAAUGCGCUUGAUUCUGAUGAAAAGGAACGUACCGAAAGAGAAUCCGCAGUGGCAUGGUCGGCUCUUGAGGCAUUGUUUAGCCAACAAGAGGAGUUCGAUGUCAGUUUCCUGAGCGACAAGUCGAAAGGUUCAUUUGAGAGGAUCAAGAGCAAAUUGUUAGAAUGGAUGCAGAAGAUAGAAUUUCCUGCAGACGAUGAGUCUGGUUUAUGGACAGCUAGUGCGCAUACUUCUGAUGAAUGUCAAGAACUAACUAGUGUCUUCAUGGAGGAUAAGCUUUGGCCAUUCACUAAGAUCAUUCGGGUCUACCUUGACGCUGAAGUGCUGAAAACAGGCGUUGUCCUCGCCGAUUUGCCAGCGCGUGUUCGAGCAACACAGAAGUACUUGCAGAGUUGUGAUCAUGUCUUCAUCGCAACCAAAAUUUCCAGAGCAAUUACUGAUACAACCCUAAAGUCAGCAUUAUAUAGUGAGCUCAAACGCCAUGUUCCGCUUGCGUGGGAGGAAUCGGGAGGCACCAAUAUCAAUUUCAAAUUGGCUGUUAUAUGCACAAGGUCAGAUGAUAUCAACCCAAAGACAGCAAAGAGGACUUUCGUUGGUAAUGGAAAAGAGAUAUCUUUGAUUGACAUGAACUCGAUUGACAAAGAUAUCGAGAACGCGAAGCGCAAGGGUGACAAAAGCCUAAAAGAAACCCUCGAACGAAAAAAGUUGUGGCUUUUUAUCGAAGCUCGAAACCGCCACGUUACCAAGGGACUUCAAGCCGCGUAUCGACAAAAGACUAUCAACGGGCAUCUAGAUGUCUUUUGUAUCUCAAACACAACAUAUGAGGAAUAUGUAGAGGAUAAGGACAAUGAAAUGAUCCAAAAGAGUGGUAUUCCAGAACUUCGUCGCUUUUGUCGAAAGAUAACUGCUAGUGCUCAACUUCUGCAGGCACUGCAUUUCAUGCGAUCAAGGCUACCAAGUCUAUUAAAUUCAAUUACGCUGUGGUUGGAUUCCGUUCAAGCAGUCUCUCAAGUACAGGAUGAUGGUAGAGGAACGUUGGUCUUGGACUGCUACGAGCGUUCCAGAAAAGAGGCAACUGAGUCAAUCACGAAAUAUCAUAGGGAAUUCAGAAAUGCCUUACAAAAGGACAUGCUUGGUUUCUUUAAUAGGGAAAGUAUACAGUGGGAGGUUGCUGCGAAAAAGAGGGCGGAAGAAUGGGCUGAAUGGCAUCAUCAAUCAUACAAUGCGUGGUGUAGAAACAACGGAGAGCACACCACUGUUGCGCGGGGUUAUAAAAAUUGGAACGCGGAAAUUCUCGAAAGAAUGAGGGUGGAGCUUGAAACGAAAUGGGAUCUUCUUGAAGAGAAGAUCCCAAUAAAUUUGGAGAGCCUCCUACAAGAGGUCAAAGAUCAACUUCAAAAUUUGGAGACUCAUAUCGAAGGGCAAGGUAGAUCAGCUCCAACGCAGUAUGGGAUUGACUUUCGUAUACAAGACUUAGAAUACAAUUUCGGUCUCAUACAACAGGAAUUUGAGAGAGGAUUAAGAACAAUUCGACAACACGUUGAAGAUCCAAAUGCUUCGUCGUUUGUCGUUGCUGAAAUGAUGUCAGCUUAUCGUAAAGCCGGAAGCGAAGGAGGCAAAGGCAUGAAGGUGCGGCAAAUAUCGAUUAUCACGAAUCAAGUCAAUGGCGGCACAAUGUUCCCUAACAUUUCUGCCAAAAUGCGUCAAGAAGCAGUCACCUUGAUUGACUAUGAAUUCAACAAGCUCAAACUGGAAUUGCACGAGACUUUUAAUUUGAUACAUAAAGACAUUGAUAUGGCGAUUGCUAAGAGACCGCAGUCCCAGCAAUCUGCUGCUACGACCGAAGGUAAAGAUUUGGUCGUAAGACUUGCAAAAAGGCUCAAUAACUUGAGAUUGAAGUAUCAUGAGAUUCUUCGUGAUCAGGAGAGUGAAGUGGGAGCAGCGAUUCGUGGCCUUUGGCGAAAGCUUCGUUCUAUGAAGAUACCAAGAAACCAACUGCUGAUCGAAACACUUGCACCCGGAACUACAAGUUUCUCAAUAAACGCUAGAGAUGAGAGACAUAUAACUCUCGACGAGUCAGACAGCCUUCGAACAGAUCGACCAGGCCUUGAAAGAUAUCAAUUAAAUCGGGAUGCAGCCAUCGGAGGCCACUCGUAUGACUUCGCCGAGCUGUAUAUGGAGCAUCGCGAGUGGCAGGAACAGGCGAAGAAAGUCAACCAACGGCUCAAUGAGUACAUUUGGCAGACUACAAAUCUGCGCGAAGAUACAAAGCUCAUGGAUGAGACACAUGCUUUGAUAAAGCUAGUCGAAUCGUUGAUACGCGAACGAGAUGAGCGAGGUAUCAAAUUCGAAAUUGCUUUGCAUGCUAGAAAAUUAGCAGACGAGGAGGAUGCAGAAUUGAUGGAAAGCGAUAUUAGUUCUUUGGAUACUCCAGUGGAAGAGGAGCCAAGAACAAAUAUCGCUACUGCAGAUAUGGUGGAGUGGUUUCAAACGAUCUCUGAACUUUGGGAGGAGGAUAGACAGACGGUUGCGAGCAUCCACGACGCAUAUCAUGCUGUUCGCAACGGAGAAUAUCCUAACAUUCGAGAAGCAUUGGAGGAUGCAGUCAGCUUAUAA